Molecule: messenger RNA, 2624 nt
Organism: Pteronotus mesoamericanus
Lineage: Eukaryota; Metazoa; Chordata; Mammalia; Chiroptera; Mormoopidae
Gene: TPRN
Product: taperin
Exons: 4
Coding region: 31-2250 (739 amino acids)
Biological process (GO): sensory perception of sound; stereocilium maintenance; auditory receptor cell stereocilium organization
Cellular component (GO): stereocilium base
Molecular function (GO): phosphatase binding
Source: RefSeq, a predicted model, not a curated record
GCGCGCUGGCUCCGGCGGCCGCUCCUUACCAUGGCUGGCCUGGGGCGGCCGGGCCCGGGGCCUCGCGCGGCGAUGCCCGCCUGGAAGCGGGAGAUCCUGGAGCGGAAGCGGGCCAAGCUGGCGGCCCUGAGCGGAGGCGCGGCGCCCGGGGCUGGGUCGGACGCGGGGGGACCCGCAGAACCGGCGGACGAGCGGCUCGUGCUGGCCGAUAGCCUGGGCCCACUGCGCGAGAACCCGUUCAUGCGGCUAGAGUCGGAGCGGCGGCUCGGGGCGCGGCGCGGUGGGGGCGCGGGCGCGGCGGGGGCGCGGCCGGUGCAGCAGCUGCUGGAGCUGUACAGCCGCGUGCCUGGCGUGCGGACCAUCCGCGCCGACAACAUUCUCAUCAUCGAGUCAGCGCCCGGAUUCCUGCCCGCCACCCCCGACCCCGACGCCGGCCCAGCCACCCGCAUCUGCGCCGCCGAGGUGCUGGUAUAUGAGGCGCCGGCACCGCCCGGCCGCGUCAGCCGUCUGCUCCAGAAGUUUGACCCACCGGCCGCGCCUCGCUGUCGUGGAAGCCCGGAGCGCAGUCGUCCCCUGCCGCCGCCGCCGCCGCCGCCUCCGCCGCCCCCGCCACCCGCCCCUUGCCCGACUGGCCCGCGGGUGGGCGAGCGCGUCGCCUGCUUCGAGCCCAAGCGCCGCGGUGCAGGCCCUGGGGCCCGACGCAGCGACUUCCUGCAGAAGACCAGCAGCAACUCCUUCACCGUCCAUCCCCGCGGCCUGCACCGCGGUCCGGGCUCUCGCCCGCUCCCCAACGGGCCCGCAUCCCCGGAGCCCCGGGCCGGAGCUGCCAACGGCAUUGCGGGCUCUGCGUUUGGGCCGAGCGAGGGCAAGCCAAAGGUGGAGUCGGGGCAGUCCCCCACCCACCCGCCCCCUAGUCCCGGGACCUCCAGUGCCACUCCAGCUGCGCCCCCGGCCUUGCCCAUGCCCAGCCAUGCCAGUGCCACUCCAAGCCAGCGCCAGUGGGUCUCCUCAGCCACCAGCGCCAACGACUCCUUCGAGAUACGGCCGGCCCCCAAGCCAGAUAUGGACACAAUUCCCGCCGGGGACCUGCAGGCCCGGGCCCUGGCCAGCCUCCGCGUGAACUCCCGAAACUCCUUCAUGUUCAUCCCCAAGCGCAAGGCCUCCGGGGCCCCUCCUCCCCAGGGGAGGCAGUCUGUGAGGCCACCGGAGGGAGAGGCUGUCUGGGCUUCCCAGGGCCCGCAGAGUGGAGCCCAGCUGGUGCCUGGAGCGGAUAGGGCGCCUGUCAGUGGGAGGAGUCCCUUGGGGGUCCAGGAGGGGGCCUGCCCAAGGCCAGCCACGGCCCCAGUGGACCGGGCUGUCAGGUGGCAGAGGCCAUCCUCACCACCGCCUCCCCCCUCCCUUCCGGCUGCCGCCGAAGCUGAGCCUUCCCAGGGCUUCGGGGUUUCCGGCCUGGCCAAGAUUGGUGGGGAGCCUGGUAGACCAGGGCUGCCUGUCACCUUCAUCGAUGAGGUGGACUCAGAGGAUGACGUCCCCCAAGAAGCCAAAUCGACCUGCCUGGGGGCCGGUGCGUCUCCCCAGCACCACCCGUCAGAGCUCCUGCACCGCGGCGGCAGCACCUUCACAGUGGUGCCCAAGAGGAAGCCAGGGACCCCGCAGGCCAACGGGGAGCCCGGGCCACAGGAGGCCGAGGAGGUUGAGGCGGGCGGCCCCUCAGAGCCUCCACCUGCCCUGGGGGCCGCACCGAAGAAGCGCUACCCCACCGUGCAUGAGAUCGAGGUGAUUGGCGGCUACCUGGCCCUGCAGAAGUCCUGCCUCACCAAGGCCGGCUCCUCCAGAAAGAAGAUGAAGAUCUCCUUCAACGACAAGAGCCUGCACACCACGUUCGAGUACCCCUCUGAGAGCUCGCUGGUGCAGGAGGCGGAAGCGGAGGCAGAGGGAGAGGCGGGGGCGGAGGAGGAGGAGGAGGAGGAGUCUGACCUGAACGGGGCCGUGGAGAAGCCCUUUGCGCUCUUCCUGCCCCGAGCCAAGUUUGUGAACAGCGUGGUGCCCGAGAGCCCUCGCCUGCCCGACGGCAGCUCGGGCCUUUCCAGCUACACCCCAAAGCACUCCGUGGCCUUCAGCAAGUGGCAGGAGCAGGCGCAGGCACAGGCCCCGGUGGAGGCGGAGCCCCCACAGAAGGAGGUCAUGCUCACCCCUGCCAGCCCUGACGACCUCUCGGACUUCCGCAGCGAGCCAGCCCUCUACUUCUGACCCCAGCCCCUCGGGACGGCCAAGCCCCACGCUCACUCUGCACACGCCCUUCUGCCCUGCCAGGCUGUGACCCCCAGAACUCCCCCUCCCUUCCUGGGGCCUCAGAACCAAGCUGGUGCUGGAGGCCUGCGGCCAUUGGCCCCUCGGGUCCUUGUUCUCCCACCGUGGCUUGGGAGCAGGGUCCAGCUGGCUGCCCGGCCCAGGGCCCGUCGGGCGUGUCCGGGUGCACGACGGGCCCAGCUGCCUGUGCUCUGCAGGACCACGAGCCCCCCGGGCUCCCCCAUCCCCAUGGCUGAGUGUGGCCUGCCUCCCUCGGGGCGAAAGCGAGUCUGUGCUCGCCCCAACAAUGGACUCAAUAAAACAGCACUGGACAA